Drosophila melanogaster (fruit fly) is the source of this 1321-nucleotide messenger RNA. RefSeq lists its product as uncharacterized. Gene Ontology annotation, cellular component: nucleus; cytoplasm. The record is from RefSeq and is marked reviewed. The transcript has 2 exons. Bases 543 to 1241 code for a protein of 232 amino acids. Lineage: Eukaryota; Metazoa; Arthropoda; Insecta; Diptera; Drosophilidae.
CUGUGACGUGGCUGCGUUUGUAAAUUUACCGCAUUUUACUUGCUCUGCACUCUGUUCGCACACUUCAUUUGACGGUCAAGUUUAGCCGCUACCGGUUUGUAUUAAUUUUGCGAAACUUUCAAAGUUGUUAGGGGCUGCAAAUGUACGUUGAACGCGUCGCUAAAAUUUUACCUUCGUCGUCUAAAAUGCGAACUAAUUAAUGAGAUUUUGUGUGCGAGAGCCAGGGCUGCCAACUUGCUGAGAAAUAAAAACGCAAUGGCGGCAAGAUGGGAAAUGCAAUAAAGAGUAUGGACUUGACAAGAUUUUUUUAUAAAAUUACUUACGUAGGGGUAUUUAAUGGAAAUUCAGCGAUAAUAUGACAAGGAUCACACAUUAAUUCGCGACUUUAAGUUAUUUGAAGCAACGUUAUCGAAAAGGGGGCAACCCUAGGGCAGGCGAUAACGCUUGCAUCACCGCUUUCUCUCUCUAACACACUCACCGCGGGCGCAAAUGCAGCACAAAGCAGACUAGAAAUAACAAUCGUUAUCGAAAAGGUCGUCGAAAUGGGCAUAAAUAUUUUUAUAAACAGUAAAUAUAUAAUUUCUUGUGGAGAUCACGUUAAAUGUGAUGAGCUUUACAGUCGGAUUGCGGAGAAAACAAACCUGCAACCAGGGGAAUACUACUUAGUCAGCAAUGGCAAGCGCUUGGAGGGAGAAAUUUCAUCUGGAGAUGUUCACUGCGUUCUCCGCCAGCUCGGUGGCAAAGGAGGAUUUGGUUCCAUGCUUCGAGCCAUUGGUGCGCAAAUUGAAAAGACAACCAAUCGCGAGGCUUGCCGCGAUCUAAGUGGUCGCCGUUUGCGGGAUAUCAACGAGGAGAAGCGGGUGCGCGCCUGGCUGGAGAAGCAGGGCGAACGGGAACGGGAGGCCGAGGAGCGUAAAAAGCGAAAAAUCGAGAAACUGCUGGCCGUGCCCAAGCACGACUUUAAGGACGAUAAGUACGAGGAAGCCAGGGCUAAUCUGACCGAGAAGGUAAACGACGCCUUCGAGGAGGGACUCAAGCAGGCCGAGGAGAACAAGGAGAAAGGCGUCGAGGAAGCAACUUCCAGUGGCACAAAGAGGAAAUCCCCCGCCGUAGACAAGACCAAGGCAAAAAAGAAGAAAAAGGGCACACUCUGGAUAGACGAUGACAUCUCUGGAUCCGACUCUGACUCUGACGACAGCGAGGAGGAGCCAAAAACACAGAAAAAAGCUAUACAAAACUAGAUAAAUAACUUUUGAAUUAAGUAUGUACCAAAGACGUUCUUAUUUCAAAAUUUACCUGAAAUAAACAUAACAAUAUAAAU